UGACCUUUUUUUUACUUAAAUGAUAAGACUAUAGACGGGUCAUAAUUCAAACCAUUUAUUAAAAGCAAAAAAUUUUUAUUAAAUUGUUUUUCUAUCUACAAGUGAGUGUAGUGCGUUUGCAACUUAUAAAAUCGACAACAAUUGAAUCGAUUGUUAGUGUACUGUUUUUGUUGUUAAGGAAAAACUUAAAGAAAAGUUUAAAAUGACGGACGAACCGGUUUCAACCGGUGCAAUGAUUGUUGUCUCAAAUCGUUUACCGUUUGUAUUAAGUCGUGACGCCGAUGGUAAAUUGGUUCGAAAAGCAAGUGCCGGUGGGUUAGUAACAGCCGUUGGACCUGUGGUGAUUAAUGGAGGUGGUUUAUGGGUUGGAUGGCCUGGUAUACAUUUAACAAAUCCUGACGAAGAAAUACCAGAAUCGGAUCCAAAUGAUAAAACACCAACCGCCGGUUUACGUUCCGAUCAGGUUGUCGCUGUACAUACGAAUCCACAGUUAUUUGAUAGUUACUAUAAUGGAUGUUGUAAUGCGAUGUUUUGGCCACUAUUUCAUUCGAUGCCUGAUCGAGCGAAUUUUUCAAAAGAACAUUGGAAAUCUUAUGUAACCGUUAACAAAGAAUUUGCGGUAAAAACUUUAUAUGCGUUGAAAAAAGCGAAGGCAAAAUCCACAAAUGAUAAUGUACCAAUUGUAUGGAUUCACGAUUAUCAUUUAAUGUUAUGUGCGAAUUGGGUGAGACAAGAUUCUGCCGAGGAUAAAAAUCUUCAAUGUAAGUUGGGAUUCUUCUUACAUAUACCAUUCCCACCAUGGGAUAUUUUCCGAUUGUUUCCAUGGUCUGAUGAAAUAUUACAAGGUAUUUUGGGUUGUGAUUUAGUCGGAUUCCAUAUUUUGGAUUAUUGUUUGAAUUUUAUUGAUUGUUGUCAAAGGAAUUUAGGAUGUCGUGUUGAUCGAAAAAAUUUACUUGUGGAAAACGAUGGCCGAACAAUUAUCGUACGACCAUUACCAAUUGGUAUACCAUUUGAUCGAUUCGUACAUUUAGCUGAAACAGCACCAAAAGUUAUGUUAUCCGAUCAGAAAAUAGUUUUGGGUGUUGAUCGAUUAGAUUACACGAAAGGUUUAGUUAAUCGAUUGAAAGCUUUUGAAAUAUUGCUAGAAAAACAUCCCGAACAUAUUGAAAACGUGACGUUGUUACAAAUAUCGGUACCGUCAAGAACUGAUGUUAGAGAGUAUCAAGAAUUAAAAGAGGAAAUGGAUCAAUUAGUUGGACGAAUUAAUGGACGGUUUACGACACCCAACUGGUCACCAAUCCGAUAUAUUUAUGGAUGUAUUAAUCAAAAUGAAUUGGCUGCAUUUUAUCGAGACGCAGCAGUAUGUUUAGUAACCCCACUACGAGAUGGAAUGAAUUUAGUGGCCAAAGAAUUUGUGGCAUGUCAAAUAAAUACACCCCCGGGGGUGCUAAUUGUAUCACCAUUUGCUGGGGCUGGUGAAAUGAUGCACGAAGCAUUGUUAUGUAAUCCAUAUGAAAUGGAAGAAGCGGCAGAAGUUAUCCAUCGAGCACUUACAAUGCCAGAAGAUGAACGUACAUUACGUAUGAAUCAUCUUCGACGCAGAGAAAAAGUACACGAUGUAAAUCAUUGGAUGCGAGCUUUCUUAAAAGCAAUGGGUUCGUUAAUGACCAAAAAUGACGAUGAUGUCGGAGCAACAACAAUGCCCGCUGUUACAAUGGAUGAUUUUGACGAAUAUCUUUCAACUUAUAUCGGUGAAACACAUAAAUUAGCUUUAUUAUUAGAUUACGAUGGUACUUUAGCUCCAAUUGCAAAUCAUCCAGAUUUGGCUAUUCUUCCGCCAGAAACGAAAAAUGUGUUAAUGAGAUUAUCGAAUAUGUCGGAUGUGUAUAUUUCAAUUAUUUCGGGACGAAACGUCGAAAAUGUUAAGAGUAUGGUUGGAAUUGAAGGUAUAACAUAUGCUGGAAAUCAUGGUUUAGAAAUAUUACAUCCAGAUGGUACAAAAUUUGUCCAUCCAAUGCCCAUGGAAUUCGAACAAAAAGUAUCCGAUUUAUUAAAAGCGCUACAGGAGCAAGUAUGCAGGGAUGGUGCUUGGGUUGAGAAUAAAGGAGCUUUAUUAACGUUCCAUUAUCGAGAAACUCCGGUAUCAAUACGACAGCAAUUAGUGGGACAAGCUAAAACGUUAAUUGAAGAGGCUGGAUUUAAAGCAGGUCGUGCCCAUUGUGCGAUCGAAGCAAAACCGCCAGUACAGUGGAAUAAAGGUCGUGCUUCAAUUUAUAUAUUACGCACAGCUUUUGGAGUUGAUUGGAGUGAACGUAUACGAAUUAUUUACGCUGGUGAUGAUGUAACCGAUGAAGACGCUAUGCAAGCCUUAAAAGGUAUGGCAGCAACAUUUAGAGUUACAACUUCACAUAUUAUACGCACAGCAGCCGAACGACGAUUACCCUCAACAGAUGCAGUUUUGACGAUGUUACAAUGGGUUGAACGACAUAUUCAAAGACGUGAAAUCCGUCCAGAUAAUUUUCCACGAAAAGCUAGUAAUGCAAGUACUGGUGCGGCCGUACAAAUGCAAAUGACAUUCAACGAACAACGCAAAAAAAACGUUGAUUGAGUCUCUCUAGAAAUUUUUUUUAAUUUUUAAGUAAUCGUACGUCAAAAAACAAAAUGAAAAACGUGAUGGUGGAUGGAUAGGAGAAUGUUUGAUAUCCAUAAAAAUUUAUUGUAAAGUAUUUUUGGAAAUUGUAAAAAUAUUGUGUAUAAAAUAUUAUUGAGAUCGUUAAUUAUUUUUUCAGC
Molecule: messenger RNA, 2790 nt
Organism: Chrysoperla carnea
Lineage: Eukaryota; Metazoa; Arthropoda; Insecta; Neuroptera; Chrysopidae
Gene: Tps1
Product: alpha,alpha-trehalose-phosphate synthase [UDP-forming]
Exons: 1
Coding region: 203-2608 (801 amino acids)
Biological process (GO): trehalose biosynthetic process
Cellular component (GO): cytosol; alpha,alpha-trehalose-phosphate synthase complex (UDP-forming)
Molecular function (GO): catalytic activity
Source: RefSeq, a predicted model, not a curated record